Boeremia exigua is the source of this 3070-nucleotide messenger RNA. RefSeq names its product fungal-specific transcription factor domain-containing protein. NCBI's taxonomy places the organism in Eukaryota, Fungi, Ascomycota, Dothideomycetes, Pleosporales, Didymellaceae. Gene Ontology annotation, biological process: positive regulation of transcription by RNA polymerase II; DNA-templated transcription. Gene Ontology annotation, molecular function: DNA-binding transcription factor activity, RNA polymerase II-specific; zinc ion binding; sequence-specific DNA binding. The coding region runs from base 292 to 2745 and encodes 817 amino acids. The record is from RefSeq and is a predicted model, not a curated record. The transcript has 4 exons.
CUCACGUCGGCCUGUGGCAGCACGCAACCGUGACGACCGCACCAGCUGUGUCCUGCGUGGUGCCGCGACGGCGAUUGGCUGGGGCAGCGGCAGUUGGGCGUGGGAGUGGGCGCCGGGCCAGGGCGGUGCUAACCACGAGCGGCUGCUGCAUUUGCUGGGACGGGCUCGGUGUUCGUUGUGCGAGUUGAGCGCACAUGCAGCGCGACGGCGAGGCUCGCUGCCUCCUCCUCCCACCUGCGAGCUGCCUCGGAUACCGCCCACCGCCCGCCCGCGCCGCCCCUAUGGCAGUGCAUGCCGCGCGCAACCAGCCGAGCCCGACCACCCCUCACGCCCGCGGCGACGCCUGAGGACGGCGCCAUGGAGCCCGCACGAGCGGCCAACGCAGCGACGGAGCGCGCAAAGACGGACGACGACGGCGCCGGCCAGGGCCGCAUCGCACACACGCUGACGGCCUGCUGCCGCUGCCGCACGCGCAAGACUCGCUGCGACCCCGGCCUGCCGCGCUGCGGGCCCUGCGAGCGCACCAACUCGCACUGCGAGUACUACGACCCCACCAAGGCCCGCCGCAUCCCGCGCAACUACGUCGUGCACCUGCAGCACAAGGUGCGCGACCUCGAGCGCCAGCUGGCCGACCUGGACCGCGACGACGAGCCCGAUGCCGAAGACGUCAUGCGCGGCGCCGCCGCUGUGCGUGUGCAGGACACGGACGAGAGCAAGUUCCUGGGCCCGUCGAGCGGCAUCACCAUCACGCGCCUGGUCAUGCAGCUGGCGAAGCAGUUCACCGAGUCCAAGACCAUCUCCGAGAUUGUGCCCCACGCCCGCCAGCGCUCCAUCAAGGCCGCCUUCGAGCAGGAGGACGCCCGCCCGACCUCCAAGGUCUACCCGCUGGUCAGCGACGUGGCCGCCGAGGACCUGCCCAACCGCGACCUGACCAACCUGCUGGUCGAGCUGUUCUACUGCAAGGUCCACCCCAUGUACCCCAUCUUCCACGAGCCCACAUUUACCCGCGACGUCGAGGCCGUCUACGCCGGCUCCGCCGACCCCUACCAGAACUACUGUCUGCGCAUGGUCAUCGCCAUCAGCCUGCAGAAGAUGGACACGCAGUACGCGGGCCUCGCCGACAGCUACUAUCUCGCCGCCCUGACCUACUUCGAGGCUGCCAUCAAGCCCAUGAACCUUAAGACCCUGCAGUGCUUCGGCCUGGUCGCAGGCUAUUCCCUGCUUACCCCGACCCGCACCGCCGUCUACUACAUCAUCGGCCUCGGCAUGCGCCUGUGCCAGGCCCUCGGCCUCCACGAGGAGAAGACAGUGACGCGGGGAUCCGGCGGCCGGCCCGCUGAUCCGCUCGAGGUCGACAUGCGGCGCCGCCUCUUCUGGAGUCUGCUCACCAUGGACUACGGCCUGUCCCACAGCCUGGGCCGCCCGGCCCACUUUGCCGCUCGACGCCAGCACAUCGACGUGGGCUUUGCCGAACUCGUCGACGACGUCUACAUCACCCGCGAGGGCAUCAAGCCCGCCCCGCAAGCCUCGCUCAAAAAAUGGAUCGGCAUCCACUUCUACAAGAUGCGCCUGCUGCAGCUGGAAAUCCGGAAAAUGCUGUACCAGCGCAAGACCGACGAGCCGCGCGACGACCAGCACCCGUGGUUCGCCGAGAUACAGAGCAAGAUCGAGGCCUGGCGAGACACGAGCCCGGAAAUGGACGGCGGUUCGGGCUUGAACAAAGUCUGGUUCGUCGGCCGAUACAACACCAUGGUCGUCUUCAUCUACCGCCCCUCGCCCCAGGUCCCGCGGCCCUCGCUGCAGGCCGCCGUGCGCUGCUACGACGCCUGCCAGUACAACAUCUACAUGAGCAAGCGGCAGAUCGACAUGAAGCUGGUCGACGUCACGUGGAUCUUCGUGCAGUCCAUCUUCAUGUGCAUCAACACCAUGCUCUGGACACUGUCCUACCAGGACGUGCGCCGCCAGCACAGCCGGGAGGAGGUCGAAGGCCAUUUGGCCGUGGCCAUGGAGUCCAUCGAGCUUGCGUCUGACCGAUGGCCUGGAGUCGCCUCUGCCAUCGAGCUGUACCACAACCUCAUCGGGGCGUGCAUGGAGAUCUACACCAAGGACGGCGACGUGCCCAUAACAGCCAACUCGCCCUCCGACUGCGCUUCCGUCGUGUCGGGCAGCCUUGUGGACGGCAUCAACAGAUCUCGCACAACGAGCCCUGCAACCGUGUCCACCACAUCGGUGAGCACGCCCAAGGACAACCCCCCGCCGUUCGGCUAUUUAUCAAACCAGGGCCAAUUCUUCAACCACGACCAGACACAACCCACCACCACCACCUUUGCCAGCUCGCCCAUCACCCAGUCCUCCCAGCCCCCACAGCACUACGACCCCAGCCCGAAGACCUCCAUGGACGCCAACGUCCCCAUCUUCGCCUACCCGCCCACAACCCAGUUCUCCGCGCUGCCCGCCACCUUCGCCUCCAUGCCUACUUGGAACCCAACCUUCGCCUACCCACCCGAUCAGUACACCGCGCCGCUGACCUCGCCGCUGUACAACGAGUACUACGCCGCCAAUCAAGGGUACGAGAUGGCAGACUACCUGAACCCCGGGUGGAGCCAGGCGCGCGCCGAGGGCCUGAACCAGCAGCAGCAGAUGCAGCUCAUGCACGACUUUGAGAUGAACGAGACGAGCAAGAUUGAGGAGAUGAUCCAGCAGAGCCAUCAGUUGUUUGUGCCGCCGCAGAUGCAGACUUUUUGAGGGGUGCUGGACUUGAGGCUGAUUGAGACUGAUCGAGGACGGUGACUCCACCAGAAACGCCCAUAUGCGCCGAGCCCACAUGCACCGCCGAGCAUACUUCACCGUGUGCCGCACGCGUGACGCUCCGCACUUCACGACAUGCAUACGCCGUACGACUCGGCCGGACCGGGCGCUGCCAGCCACUCCCCAACCGAGGAGUGCACAAGCACCGUGCAAGAUGCGGGUGUAGAGAUGGGCGGUGGUAGACGGGCUGGGGUUAGAAGAGGGAGGAUAUUCAGGCUGGGCCUUGUGUUUGUAUCAAGAACGUACAUUAUCUUUCCGUCGU